Molecule: messenger RNA, 717 nt
Organism: Candidula unifasciata
Lineage: Eukaryota; Metazoa; Mollusca; Gastropoda; Stylommatophora; Geomitridae
Source: the annotation of a GenBank genome assembly
AUGGAGGAGCACGAUGUCGAACGCCAGUCGCCCAAGAAAAAAGAUAAACAAACAGAAGACAGACCUGGAAUAAUUUAUUUAAGCUCCGUUCCGGAAUACAUGAGCGUACAGAAACUUAGAAACGUGUUUGAGGAAUUUGGCGAAGUGAACAGAACAUUUUUUCAACCAGUUGAAAAAAGCUAUUCCUACAAGAAAGGAUUAUUAUUCACUGAAGGAUGGGUUGAAUUUCGGAAACGGAGUAUGGCGAAAUUUGUGGCGCUGACAUUAAAUAAUGUCCAGGUGGGAGGCAAGAAAAGAAACCCAUGGUACAGCUCAAUCUGGAAUAUCAAAUACCUGCCAAAGUUUACGUGGACAGACAUCAAUGCAGACAGAGAGUUGAAGAGGGCUACGCAUGAAAACAGAAUGCGUGCCGACAUUUCCCAGGUGAAAAAACAGACACAUUUUUACAUGAACAGUUUGGAUAAAUCUAAAACUUUAAACGAGAUGAAGAAGCGAAAAGAGAAGAGAGGGCAGGUUUUUGAAAAAAGAAGCUUUGGGGAUGGCAUUAAGCAGAAACUCACAGAGGAAGAAAUUCUGGAACAGAAGAGUAAAAGAAAACAUGAUGGUGUAGGGGAUUCAGAAGACAAGCCCAAACGCCCAAAGAAGACAUUUGGUGAUAAUGACGUUCAGGCGUGUCGUGCAUUUGUGAUGAGUAAUAUUUUUGGAAAUUGUAGUUGA